Olea europaea var. sylvestris is the source of this 755-nucleotide messenger RNA. Its product is annotated as eukaryotic translation initiation factor 3 subunit J-like. The transcript has 5 exons. Bases 274 to 738 code for a protein of 154 amino acids. Gene Ontology annotation, cellular component: eukaryotic translation initiation factor 3 complex; cytoplasm. Lineage: Eukaryota; Viridiplantae; Streptophyta; Magnoliopsida; Lamiales; Oleaceae. Gene Ontology annotation, molecular function: translation initiation factor activity. The record is from RefSeq and is a predicted model, not a curated record.
GAAAUCGAAUAUUUUUAAAAGUAGACGAGAAAAUAACGAAAAACCAUAAUAAAUCAGAUUCUCUGUCUGGCCUUUGCAAUUUCCUCUAUAAUCUCCGUCUUUACUUAGCUCACCGAAAUCUUUGAAUCUUCUCUCGAUUGCGAGUUGUGAUUUUCGCCUGUCAAGCGGGUGCGUAGGGGUUUUUAUACUAAUUUAACAGCUUCGUCCUUUUCUAUAAUAUUUUGAAUUUUAUCUAAAUUUUGAAGUCUUUCAGUGAGCAAAAGUUGAUAGUUGAUGGAGGACUGGGAGGACGAGACAAUUCCAGAUCUUCUCAAAAAGGAGCAACUAAAGAGUAACUGGGAUGAUGAAGAUGUGGAUGAUAAUGAUGUGAAAGAAUCUUGGGAAGAUGAAGAUGAACCUGCACCAGGCCCCAAAGCAGAACCUCUUCCUGAUGUCUCAGAAAAGCCUACAGCAAAAUCAGAUGACAAGAAAGGGAAAGCUGUUGCUGUUGAAGCUGCAACAGAUGCACCCUUAGAUCCUGUACAAGAAAAACUUCGCCAGCAGAGGCUUGUCGAAGAAGCUGAUUACAGGUCCACUACAGAGUUGUUUGCUAAGGCGGAUGAUGAGAAAACUCUUGAUAAUUUUAUUCCCAAAUCCGAAAGCGACUUUUUAGAAUAUGCUGAACUUAUUGCCCAUAAGCUCUGUCCAUAUGAGGUUUAUCAGAUUUGCUUUGCCUGUAUUUAUAUUUUUAUUUGGUGAUUUGUAGUCUUGACUAU